AUUGAAAAAGUAAAUAGCUUAUUUACAAAAAAAAAAAAAUAUAUAUUUAUUUUUUUAAUUUCGAAAUUCUUCAUUUAUCGAAAAUGGCGCUGGCGCAACAAUACUCGAACAUUUCGGAGGAAGUAAUGGAAUAUCUGUUCGAUCAGAAGAUACGCGAACGCGAUCUAAUUGCCGAAAAAGAGGAGCUCAAAUUGCGCAUGAACAAGAUCGAGGAGCACCUGGUUCUACUGCAGAACCGCGACGACGAACUAACCUGCAUGAUCGCCGCCGGCAAUCUCUACCAGCUGAGCACCGUCAAGCUGGUGCGAGAGGGUCUCCUGGCCAGCCUAACGGCCAGCAUGCAGCCGUACCUCAAGCUGCAUCGCAAACUCCUGCGUUUGCAGCGACACAUUCGCGAGGAUCACAGCGUGUUGUAUGAGAACUUGAUCAGAACGCCGAGCACUUAAUGCAAUGCACCUUAUAAAAAGACGAAGUUUAGAUAAAUAAAUUUAGCUGAUAAAAUAACUUAA
Messenger RNA from Drosophila virilis, 509 nucleotides. RefSeq lists its product as uncharacterized. The record is from RefSeq and is a predicted model, not a curated record. Lineage: Eukaryota; Metazoa; Arthropoda; Insecta; Diptera; Drosophilidae.